This is a messenger RNA of Aspergillus wentii DTO 134E9, 680 nucleotides long. RefSeq lists its product as uncharacterized. The coding region runs from base 107 to 556 and encodes 149 amino acids. The transcript has a single exon. NCBI's taxonomy places the organism in Eukaryota, Fungi, Ascomycota, Eurotiomycetes, Eurotiales, Aspergillaceae. The record is from RefSeq and is a predicted model, not a curated record.
CUGUUUACAUGCUUUUUUUCUAAUAACUGAUUUGUUCUACACUUGUCCCCUAAAUUUGUUCUUUUUAAUUUUCUUUAUUAAUUAUCUGCACUUCAGCAUAGUGUGUAUGGCACUUGCUUUGCUUGCUCUGUUUGAUGGAUGCAAGAUGGAAACUCCGUAUUCACUGGGCUCCUUGGCGACACAGGGUAAAUUACCUCUAUCCCACCAGAUCUUCGGGUUCUUAAUUUGCAUUUUCUGUUUUCUAUUCUCUUCCGCCCCUUCCUUUUUGUCUUUGUUUCUUUUCCUUACCCUUAAAAUGUCGGCGGCGUGUGGAGUACGCUUUUAUUUGUUAGGCAGUCUUCUACUGUUAUGCAACAAUCUAUUUAUGCCCUUUAAGACACCAAAUCCAAUAACUAGGUCAGGUUACGUUGUUUUCCAUCCUAGUUCAAUACUGCAGGUUUGUACCAUGUGCAACUAUAUGUAUGCCAACAAUAACUACCUACUUGGGAAAUGUAAGUUUAGUAAUACAGAUAAAGUGCCUCACAACAUAAUACCUAGUAAAUAUGUUAUAUGUUGAUAUCUUUAAGACCCCUUUUUAUAAAAUGCUAUAUUAUGCAGUUACUACCUAAUACCUGCCUACCUUAGGUAAGGUACGGUGUGCACUCAAAUUGAUCGUUGAUGUGUCCUAAAUCUUGGCGUUG